Molecule: messenger RNA, 2781 nt
Organism: Dentiscutata erythropus
Lineage: Eukaryota; Fungi; Glomeromycota; Glomeromycetes; Diversisporales; Gigasporaceae
Source: the annotation of a GenBank genome assembly
GACUUGUAUAAUAAACUGGCCACUUCCAAGGGAUCGUCUUCUCCCGUAACUCAUACGAUCCAAAAAGAAGAAACCCGUUUUAGAACACGCUUUAUUAUUUUUUCUAUUGUUGUUGCUGUUAUAGCAUAUUUUUUGUCUCGAUAUCCAUUUUUUAAAAUGGCUGAUACAGGAAAGCGUCAAGUUUUGCCUACUAAUGUUAGACCAACCCACUACGACUUGACUUUAACUCCAGAUCUUAAGUCCUUUACCUUUGAGGGGACUGAGACUGUCAAUCUCGAUGUUAAUCAAAAUACAAAAACUAUAACCCUUAACGUAAAUGACAUUCAAGUCAAGUCUGCAAGACUGUCAAACUUGUCUUUGAAGACUAAUCAAAGCCAGAAUUCUAUAGAUAUUUCUCACGAUACUCAAAAGCAGACUGUUACUUUGACUUUUCCCGAGGAACUUCCUGUCGGAGCUAAAGCAUCUUUGCAUCUUGAAUUUACCGGUAUAUUAAAUGAUAAAAUGGUUGGUUUUUAUCGAAGUUCUUAUCAAGACGAGGCUGGAAAUACAAAAUAUUUAGCUACGACUCAAUUUGAAGCAACUGAUGCACGCCGUGCUUUUCCUUCAUGGGAUGAGCCUGCAAUUAAGGCUACCUUCGACAUCACUUUAAUUGUUCCGUCUGAGUUGACUGCUUUGAGUAAUAUGAACGUGAUCUCUGAGACUCCACUUGAAGAUGGCAAAAAAUGUGUCAAGUUUGCAAAAACUCCAAUUAUGAGUACUUAUUUGGUCGCAUUUAUCGUUGGUGAUUUGGCUUAUGUUGAGACUUCUACUACCGGUAUUCACAACGGUGGAAAGCCUGUUUUGAUUCGUGUUUACGCGACAAGAGGCAGCGAACACCUUGGUCAAUUGGCUUUGAAUGUUGCUGCGGAUGUUUUGGAAUACUUUGCUCAAGUCUUUGAUAUUCCAUAUCCACUGCCAAAGUGUGAUAUGGUUGCUAUUCCGGACUUUGAGGCUGGUGCCAUGGAAAAUUGGGGUCUUAUUACUUAUAGAACUGCUGCUAUAUUAUUUGAUCCUAAAGCAUCUGAUGCUAAGUUCAAACAACGUAUUGCAUACACUGUUUCUCAUGAGUUAGCUCACCAGUGGUUUGGUAAUCUCGUGACUAUGGAAUGGUGGGAUCACCUUUGGCUUAACGAAGGCUUUGCUACUUGGGUUGGAUACCUUGCUGUGGACAAGAUCUUUCCUGAUUGGGAUAUCUGGACUCAGUUUGUUACGGAAGGUUUUCAACGAGGACUUCAACUUGAUGCCUUAAGAUCAUCUCAUCCUAUCGAAGUUCCCAUUUUUGACGCCAUAAGUUACUACAAAGGUGCUUCCGUCAUACGCAUGUUGAGUAACUUCAUAGGAGAAAAUGUUUUCUUAGCCGGUGUUAGGCGUUAUUUGAAACGUCACGAAUAUAGUAAUGCUAGUACUGAUGAUUUAUGGAAAGCAUUAACUGAAGAAAGUGGAAUGGAUGUCGGCCAGUUCAUGACGGUUUGGACUAGAGUUGUUGGUUAUCCAGUUUUAACUGUUACUGAACCUUCUCCUGAUACGUUACAAAUUUGUCAAUCCCGUUUCCUUUCAACUGGGAAACUCAGUUCUAAUGAAGAUACUACACAUUGGUGGGUGCCACUUGGCAUAAGCCUUGGAUCUUCAUCAUCCAAUAAUGAACUUAAAUCUAAAGUCCUUACUACAAAAGAGAUUGAUUUAAAAUUGCCGGCUGGUGCAUUUGAAUUUUAUAAACUUAAUUCUUAUGUAACUGGCGUUUUUCGUGUAAAUUAUACCCCAGACCGAUUGGCAAAAUUGGGUCAAGCUGCCAAGAAAGGUUUACUUGAUACUAGUGAUCGAGUUGGGUUAGUUGCUGAUGCUGGUGCUUUGGCGGUAAGUGAUUAUGCAAAAACGAGCGGCUUUUUAAGCCUCAUUAAUGAAUUUGACAACGAAGAUAAAUACAUCGUAUGGUUGGAGAUUAAUUCUCGUAUUACGGAUCUCAUAAGUGUGUGGUUUGAACAACCUGAGCCUAUAUACCAAGGACUUUUAGCUUUUCAACGUCAUUUAGUUUCUAAAUUGGUUUCCAAAUUGGGUUGGGAAUAUCCUGAAAACGAAGACUACUUAAUCACUAUGAUGAGGACUUUAGUAAUUAAAGUUGCUGGCAGAGCUAAAAAUCCCGAAGUUAUUAAGGAAGCAUUUCGUAGGUUUGAAUUGUUUACAAAAAACAAUGACAAAUCGGCUUUACAUCCUAAUAUUCGUGGAGCUGUAUACGAAAUUGUGCUUUGUAAUGGUGGAGGAGUAAAUGAAUUUGAUGCAAUUUUGAAAGCCUAUCGCGAAGCAAAUACUUCAGAUCAGAAAGUUGUUGCUUUAACUGGUAUCGGAUUCGCUCAACAAGAUGAUUUGAUUAGACGUGCGUUAGAAUUUUCCAUAUCGAGUGAGGUUAAGAAUCAGGACAUUAUUUAUGCAUUCCAAGGCCUGCAAUUCAAUCGUAAAUCGCGAAGGGCAUUAUGGAAUUUUGUUAAGGAAAAAUGGGAAACUUUUCAAGACAGAUAUGCCAAAUCUCUUGGUCUGUUUGGACAUAUAAUUAAAUUUAGUACCGAUUCCUUUUCAUCUGAUGCAGAUAUUAAAGAUAUUGAAGAUUUCUUUUCUAACAAAGAAACUAAAGACUUUUUAAGACCUUUACAACAAAGUCUAGAAAACAUUCGUGUCAAUGCCGCUUGGUUAGCACGUGAUAAAAAGGAUGUUGAGGAUUGGUUGAGAGCUAAUGGGUACUUGCAAUGA